Messenger RNA from Hemibagrus wyckioides, 1341 nucleotides. It is a transcript of the gene tnfrsf18, whose product is annotated as tumor necrosis factor receptor superfamily, member 18. The transcript is spliced from 6 exons. The record is from RefSeq and is a predicted model, not a curated record. Lineage: Eukaryota; Metazoa; Chordata; Actinopteri; Siluriformes; Bagridae. Gene Ontology annotation, biological process: negative regulation of apoptotic process; positive regulation of cell adhesion. Gene Ontology annotation, cellular component: external side of plasma membrane; plasma membrane. Gene Ontology annotation, molecular function: tumor necrosis factor receptor activity. Bases 68 to 742 code for a protein of 224 amino acids.
AAAAACCAGUGACACACAGUACUAUAUAAGCAGCAAAAACAGCAUUACCUUUCAGUAUGAUGCUAAAAUGGACAGUGUGAAACUCUAUGCGAUAUUGUUUGCCAUAGGCUGUGUCUUAUCCAUGUGCAUGGCUUUAGACUGUGACUGGAAGACACAGUUCAUAUACAAAGGGCGAUGUGAAACCUGCCAUUUAGGUGAAUUUCCCAUACUAGACUGCAGUGAAAACCAUGAGAGUCUAUGUAAGAAGUGCACAAGAACAGGUGAUCACUGCUUCUGUAAUAAUAGUUUGUGUGAAGAUGAUACAUGUUCCCAAUGUGUAUCCAGUCCACGUUGCAAACAGGGAGAAGAACUCAGGAGAAUAGGUCAUUUUCACUUUACAUAUAAAUGUGAGCCAUGUCGGAACCAAACCUACAAUGAUGAGGAGGACAAAAUGUGCAAGCCUUUAUUAGACUGCAGAAACCUUGGUUUGCGUGUGAUAUUUCCUGGAAACAGGACGCAUAAUACAAGAUGUGGUUGCUCAGACACAAACAAUAAUGAUGGCGUAAAGAUGACUACUAAUGGCUUAGUGGUGUGUUUAGCCAUCACUCUUUGGGCUUUCCUGAUAAUGCUUAUUUAUCUAUGUAUUCAGAGGACCAGAGAACAGGGAAUGAAGAAAAAACGUGCUCCAACCUCAAGUUCCCUGAAAGUGCCCUCUGAUGAAUGUACAAGCUGCAAGCUAUCUAAAGAAGAAAUGGGAGUGUAAAUGUGUAACCUCUGCAGUUUCAGCUACAUCAGCUCAGAAAUAGAUCCACAGCCUGAAUAGGGAACCAAUCAUUCUGAAACUUUAGGUAGGAACUGUGGAAUGUGUAAGCAUUACACCUUAAGCCGAACAUUUCACUCAUGGAUCUGCAAUAGACUUAUUAACUCUCAAGCAUGUUGCCUCACAGUCUUCAACAAAUCCCUGAAGAUGUAACUAAUCUGACCACGUAUGAACAUUGAUGCAAAACCGCCUUUAUCUCUCCUCUUGUGUGUUUCUGUUGGUCAUUUUCUUAUGUAAACCAGGUUCCUUUGACUUAGAUGCAAACUUAAUAUCCAUCAUCAGAUAAAGGAAUAUGAUUGAAAUGAUUUUUUCACUGUGAACAUUUGUAGCAUUCGAACAUACAGUACUAUAGCACUUACCACCCCAUUAUUGUGUUUAAUUUUCUACUUAAAGUUCUCAUGCACUUGCUUCUGGUUGAUUAAUUAUUUGUUCUAAUGCACUUUUUCACUGUGCAACUAACUGAAUUAUAUUGCUUUACUUAUAUAAAUUAAAUAAAACUGUGUCUGUGGAAUAAACAUAAUAAUAAUGUAGUAAUAACAGAU